CUAACAUAAACAAAAAACAGCUGUCAAGAUGUUGUGGUGGAAAUUAGAGACAAUAAAAAUUUGAAUUUAACAAUUAUAAUUAUUAAACUAAUACUGGAGAAAACAAAUUAUGUGGCCAAGAAGAUCUUAGUUUUGUUUUAAGUGGAGCGUAAAUCUCAAGGAGUAACUAAUGUCGCCUCAACAAAACUAAAAACAUGCGGCUGAAGGAGCAUUCCGAUAUUAUUUUCGAUGUGAUCCCCAAGUUAUAUGAAUCGCAUAGCAAAGUAUUUAUCACUCAUCUGCACAAUGUGGAAAAGCAGCUGGAACGUUUGCCGAAGAAGUUUUGCAAAAUGUAUACAAAUCGCUCAUUGGCCAGUCAAUUGUUAUGUUACCUAACCUCCCGUAAUGCUAGUAUAUCAGAAUCGGAUUUCCAUAUAGUCGAGGAUGCCAAACCCUUUCAGCUACGACUCAGUGAUGGCAAACGAUUGGAGGUAAUGCUCUGUGCCGGCAAUGAGCUAAAAAAUUCUCUCAUGUUGCUCAUACGUCGAAUCCAGGGUGGUCCAUUGCUCUAUUAUUACUCGGCUGUACAACAGGAUGAUCUCUGGCGAUUGAUGGGAAAUGACACUUAUAAUGCAUGGAUAGCUCAGGGCACCGAAAUUUUAUAUCUCAAUCUUCAGCAUGCCAAUCAAACGGAAGUUCUGCAUUACGAUUAUGAUGAGAUAGCCGAGUCGAUAAUUAAGUUUGCCGAGGAAAGAGAAAGAAAAGUUCUAAUCAAGUUGCCACUUUUUGGCUAUGAGUAUGUCAUUCGAUCUUUAGCCUAUACACAGCUUUAUGGUCACAUUCAUUUAAUGGGAUGCUUUGGCGAUGCUUAUCGUCACCUUACCAAUGAUAUGCAGCGCUUCAACAAUCCCAACUUUGCUGAAACUGUGCAGGUCUGCUCUUUGGCUGAUAGCAUUGGAACUGAAGACUUGGUAGAGUUUCCCGUGACUCAACUUAAAUGGACGCCUGUGCCCACUCGGGUUAAUCUCAAACAACUCUGUAGUCUCUUAAGACCGAAGCAUAUUCAUGGCAUUGUAGCUUAUCAUGCACUGGGCAAUGCACCACCAGCUCCAAGUUAUCUCCAAGCAUUAAGGUCAACGUUUUCCCCAAAUGCACUACGACGGAAAAUGGAAAUGCAUCAUGGCUCUGCGAAUGCUAAAUCCGACAUUCGUCAUGCCAAAAGGCGAAGAAUUGACUAUGUUGAUGAUGCCAGUGAUAGUAAUUAAAAUCGUCGGCUAUAUCAAAAUCGAAUGGAAAAUUGCAAAACCUCAUUACAACUCUUAAGGCACAAAUAUUAAGACUAUUACUAAUUUUAAAUAUAUUUUCCCUUUUAUCAUUAUAUCGCUUGUUAAGAAAAUUGUAAUUAUAAUUUGUAAUUUUUUUUUUUCUCCUAAUUCAAGAUGCAAAUUUACAGGCAGCUUUUUUUGUCAAAAAAAAAUAUACUAGUUUUGUUAAUAACUUUGCAAAAACCGAAACCAAACAUCAAUUAAAAUAAAAUAAAGCAACUUCUCCAGAGGACAGAGGACAAAACA
Molecule: messenger RNA, 1550 nt
Organism: Drosophila willistoni
Lineage: Eukaryota; Metazoa; Arthropoda; Insecta; Diptera; Drosophilidae
Exons: 1
Coding region: 195-1244 (349 amino acids)
Source: RefSeq, a predicted model, not a curated record